GGGGGAGGAGGGGGACAGAAAGCAGAAAUCACUGGUGUGGAUCAGGGAACUGAGCAGCUUCUACCUUUUGCCGGCACUUUUGCAGGGCUUGCACUGUCAUAUUUCCCCUCGACUCAUCUCUCAUCUACCCAUGGUGGUGUUGGCCGGGGCCCGUGAGUCCUUCCUGUCUGGGUAGGAAGCCUGUGGUCACCGGUGAGCUCAUGCACACGCACCCGGAGCAGAAGCAAGCCCUGUCUGUGCUCGGCAGUGCUGUGCAGGCUCUGGUGCUGAUGCCGCAGGGAUCGCUGCUUUGCCGCCUGCCUCCCACCUUGGCCAAGGAGCUGGUGCCCUUCUGCUGCACCUGAUUCACUGCCGCCGCCUCUGUCCUCCUGCUCACGAUGUGCCCGCUGGGAUGGUCCUGUGCCUCGAAGGGAGCUGUGGUCCUGGGAGCAGGAAGGAUGCAAGGGAAGGUGAGACACAGGACCCAAGGCCAUGCCCACGUGGAGUGAGGAGCAGCUCUGCCACCCACCCAUCACUGCAGACACCCUGCGGCCGCCAAGCCCCCCCCACGCUGCAGCCUCAACCCAGCCAUGGAGAGUGCAGAGGUGGAGUCGGACAUCCUGCGCCGGGUCCGCACGCUGCUGCGAGAGCUGGAUGGGCACCACCCCGCCUGCCAGUGCGACCGAGGGAUGCUGCGAUGGACCCUGCACAAGAAAAUCGACCAGAACCCCAGUAACAGCUCUGUCCUGGUCAAGAUCCUGGUGAAGGAGCUGGAAAGGGCAGAGCGAGGUGACUUCAGGCAUUACAUCAUCCCCCUGCUGCACACGCUGAUGUAUGCCUUGAUCAAGGCUCCCUGCAUCUCCAACGAGCUCUGUGGCAGAGUGUAUGAUUUCUGCAAGAAGCUGCUCACCCUGCCCAAGCCUUUCUGCACCAUUGGCUUGGACUAUGCUGCCAGGCUGAAGAUGGAAAGGACAGCACCAGGAAUGUUGUACCAGAGAAUGGUCAUUUCCGAGCAAAGCCUCAAAAGUGACCCGUAUCCUUAUCAGGAAAAGAUUUUCAUCUUUGCUGAUCCAGAGCUGCUCUCUGAAGCCAUCUGCAAUGCACUGGUCACCGACACGGAGGCAGCUCAGGUCUCGCAGAGCCCACGGGCAUGCAUGUGCUAUGUGAUCAUCCACGCCAUGCAGGCAGCCCUGGGAGAGGGCUGCGACGUCAGUGGCUUGAAGGCAAGCCUCCAGGAUAUGCCCAGCACCGAUGUGGAGCACUGGUUCCAGCAAGUGGUGCUGGCAGUGGAGUGUGCAGGAAGUGAGGCUGGCACUGACCGCGGGCAGCACGCAGCGAGGCUGGAGAAGAUCCACCACAGCAUCCUCAGCUCCUCACAAGCAGGCAAUGCUCCCCUGGGAGGGAUGCAGGGUACCCCUCUCCCCAACCCCAACAUCAGUUUUCACCUCUGGACAGAAGACGACCAGCUCUGGAAGGAGUUGGUGCUGUUCAUCCGCCCGCUGUCGCAGAGCUGCGAGCCCGACUGCCUCAGCCAGGACGCGGACGGCUUCGAGAUCCAGGACAUCAUUUCGGACUGCGAGUGCUGUGAGCAGAGCCGCUUCUCGGUGCUCUCCACUGACAGCGGCAUCGAGCGCGACCUGCCCGCGGCGGCCGAGGAGCCCUUCGCGCCCGGCAGCGGCGAAGCGGAGCUCUCCCGGCUCCACAGGAAGGGCGGCAUCAAGAAGAAGCCGUCUCCGCUGGAGAGCGUGGCCUUCCUGCAGGCUGGCUGCAACGGCCCCGCCGCCAAGCCCCCCGCCAAGCUGCAGAGGAGACCGGGCAGCCCCCCCGCGCCCGCAGCCCCGCUCCACAGGCUGCACACUGCCCGCAUCCUGCUGCUGGGCGACGACCGCAUCCUGGGGCGCCUGGCUCAAGCCUACCACUCCUUGAGGAAGCGGGAGACACGGCGAGUUUUCCUGACUUCCAGGCUGAACCUGCAGUUCUACUACAUCCCAGUGGCGACGGGGCAGCCAAACACCUUGGAUGUUACGGACCACACUGCCUCCGGCCAGGAGGAGCUCUGCGAGGUGGCUGGGUACCUGGGCAGAGCCGACCCGUGGUACGAGAGCAACAUCAACACUCUGUGCCACAUGAUUCCCAAGCUGGCCACCAUGCCUUCCUCACCGAGCAAACAUCUUGUGACUGAUCUGUUCAUCACUGACGUGAUCGCUUACUACGUUCGCAUGGGCAUCCAGCCCGUCUGCUUCCAGGUCUACUCUGUGAAGGUGUUCUUCAACGACCCGGCGCAGGAGCCGGCCGAGGACGUGUUCCUCACGGAGCUGCGCACCCAGGGCCAGGACAGCUUCUCCCACAGAGAGUUAAGCACGACCAAGAAGAAAACGACCCUGGAUGGCCCUGGCUUAGAUCUCACAGUAACGUACAAAAAGGUUGUGCUGAGUGAUCGGGUGAAGGAGCUCGCUAUGUCCCUGCGGUCCACAGGUCUGGUGAUGAAAGCCAUCCCUGCUGAAGAGGCUGAAGACCUGGUGUGUCUGAAUGUGAACAUCACUGAGAUUGUUCGGAUCAACAACUUGUCAGGACGAUCGUUCUCAGCUGUGGCAACCAGGUUGAAAACACGCAAUAUCAAAAUCAGGAGCACAGAGCAGAGGCCCUUCACCGUGUGUCUGGACAAGGACAGCAGAAGAACCUACAGGAACGUGAUCAGUGUGGAAGUGUCUCCUUGCCUAGAGCCCAGCUACUGCUUGCAAAAGACAAGGACAAUGAAAUACAACCUGCAUGAAAAGGAAGAUGUGGGGCUUGUGAAAUACAUGCCCAAAUCUCUGCUGCUGCCGAUCAACACGUUUGCAGGCGUCAUCCAAUGAAGCUGGUGUGAGAGAUGUGACGUUGGCUCAUCACAGAGGAGAUGGAAGAUGAAAACACACUAAAAGCCACCAGCAGUGAUUUUACAGUUGUCAUGGUGCGAAACGCUGCAACAGCAGAGGUGGAUGGGGCUGUGCCCUGCUGAAUGGCAGCGAUGACCAGAGCUGAGAGCCCCUGCCAAGGGGCAGAGCGAGGCUGGAGAACUGAGUUUUAAUCUUUUGCACAAGACAAGGAAAACCUUUGAGCUGCUUCAUUUCAGGGAGCCUGGGGCAGACAGAGCUGGGGUGAGGGUGCUGCCUGUGCUGUGGGUCACAGUCCCUGUCAGUAACAUCUGCGAUGGUGAUGUCUCACAGCCCGGCAGGGAAUCAGUGCCUGUCGUGCAGGGUUCUGCACAGCAUGUUCUUCAUUCUGGCACAGGGUGGUGUAUUUGGGCAAAUCUGCAAUUAUUCCCCUGACUGAUUUGGGAAAGGUCAUUGUAAGCCUGACCACAGCUGGGAGAGCUUGUGUUUAAUGCAGCUUCUAUGGGAGCCAGUGGAAAACCUGCUUUUGGUUCAAAGGCACCAUAGAAACAAUGAAGCUGGGAAAUGGGAACUCUGGUGCAAUAUUUGGCAGUGCUGAACAGGGCAUGAACAGCUUGGGCUGUCUGGGCAGUGCUGUGGGAUAGGCUGUCAAUGGUAUAGAUCUGCCUGAAGAAGGCAUCAUCGAGCAGACAGUGAAGCAGCUCUGCAAUGUCUGAGCUGAACCUGUGAGUCUACCUGGGAUUUCGCUGUGGCUUCAUUGCACAACCUCUCCACAUCUGGUCUGGAGCCUCAUGAGCACCAGUUACAUCCCUCCAGUUGUACAUCUCGGCAGCAACCACCUACAGCCCCAGCAGCAGCAGCAGAUCUCCUCUGUGAGGUCAGCCGGCAAUACCUCUCCAUCCCGGUCUGCCAUGCAGUCCCAGUCUGGUCCAUGUCUGCUCUAUGGGUAAGAGAUGUAGAAGAGUGCUUCUGGGAUUGAUGGGUGGGCAGGAUGCCUGCAAGACUUCUCAGUUCUUUUCCUUUGCUGCUGCCAUGGUGUACAAACACUCCCCUGGUUUGCAGAUGGGCAGUGACAGGCUCAGACUAAGCCGCUGUGAAGGAUGAUGGUGCAGGAGGACCCUGACUGCAUUCCAAUCUGUGGCUGACUGAAAGAAUGGAAGAAACGCAGCGCGUGCUUAUUGACUUUC
This is a messenger RNA of Neopsephotus bourkii (Bourke's parrot), 4039 nucleotides long. It is a transcript of the gene PIK3R6, whose product is annotated as phosphoinositide-3-kinase regulatory subunit 6. Bases 570 to 2834 code for a protein of 754 amino acids. Gene Ontology annotation, molecular function: 1-phosphatidylinositol-3-kinase regulator activity. Gene Ontology annotation, cellular component: phosphatidylinositol 3-kinase complex, class IB. Gene Ontology annotation, biological process: positive regulation of MAP kinase activity; G protein-coupled receptor signaling pathway. The record is from RefSeq and is a predicted model, not a curated record. The transcript is spliced from 20 exons. Lineage: Eukaryota; Metazoa; Chordata; Aves; Psittaciformes; Psittacidae.